Talaromyces atroroseus is the source of this 612-nucleotide messenger RNA. RefSeq lists its product as hypothetical. The record is from RefSeq and is a predicted model, not a curated record. Gene Ontology annotation, biological process: protein folding in endoplasmic reticulum. The transcript has 2 exons. NCBI's taxonomy places the organism in Eukaryota, Fungi, Ascomycota, Eurotiomycetes, Eurotiales, Trichocomaceae. Gene Ontology annotation, cellular component: EMC complex. The coding region runs from base 1 to 612 and encodes 203 amino acids.
AUGUCUUCAACUGCGCCUCCGCCCACAUGGGUGGUUGACAUGAACACGCCGCUUGCCAAACGGCCCGGCAAGACAAGCAGCUUCCGCAACCCGCCGGGGUUCAGCACCACCAAGUCAUCAGGCAAGCUGGUAGGCAUACCUACCUCUAUAAACUGGUAUAAAGACGAAAUUGAGGACUUAGUCGAACAACAGCAGGAACACGCCCGCCCAACCGCCGACCGCAAACCCAUCGAAACCGACACGCUCAAACUGAAAAAGGCGUGGGAAGUCGCCCUCGGCCCAUCGAAGAGCAUCCCCAUGAACGCCAUCAUGAUGUACAUGUCCGGCAACAGCCUGCAGAUUUUCAGUAUCAUGAUGGUGUUUAUGCUCUUCAAGGGCCCCAUCCAGGGCUUGCUAGCCACCAAUGCCCAGUUCGUCAAGUUCGAGACCGAGUCCAACAAGGCCAAGUUGUGGGGGUGCAAGGCUGUGUAUGUGUUGAUGCAGUUUGUGUUGUUGGGGCUGGGCGUUUGGAAGGUCAAUGCCAUGGGCUUGUUGCCAACGACGAGGUCGGAUUGGCUGGCGUGGGAGUCGGAGAGAAUACCGCUUGAACGUGCUUAUUUUGCGUUUGGCUGA